Messenger RNA from Fopius arisanus, 2643 nucleotides. RefSeq lists its product as uncharacterized. The record is from RefSeq and is a predicted model, not a curated record. Lineage: Eukaryota; Metazoa; Arthropoda; Insecta; Hymenoptera; Braconidae. The transcript has 6 exons. The coding region runs from base 415 to 2232 and encodes 605 amino acids.
UAGUGUAACGCGGUAAAAAGUGAUGAUGUCUGGAUGCUGAUCUCCACUCUGAUUUUUUGUUAUCCAACCCCGAGUAUUAGACGGGUCUCCCGCGGUGUGUACUUCUCCUCGCGUUUCUCUGGUGUCUCUCCAGAAUCACCGAGUAGACGGAAUUAUGCUUUCGUGCUGGCGCACCGGCCGACUCAGUUGAGACUUACGGCUCGCACCGUCAACACACCUCUCUGUAACAAAGUCCCCGGACUACCUUGAUAGAUCAUCAUCAUCAUCAACCCUUUACCUGGUGAACAUCCCCCUAGUCAACAUCAAAAUCGUGACAAACUUACCACCGAAAGAUGACCUGACAGGUCAGACGAUCUGAUCGUCCAAUCGAGUUAUAAAAUCUGAUUGUUCUGCAAGUGACAAUAACCAUCGAAAAUGUUAUCAAACCGUGUAAUCGUGCUGUUGCUGAUUGCCACGUGCGUCCGGUGUCACCCAACACCUGGGGAUUCCCUUGAGAAAUUGUCCGACCUCCAGAUACCGACGAAUCGCCUCCGCCGGGGUUCAGACCAGCCUGACCGCGUGCCCUUCAGCCCCAGAAGACUCGAAAAAAUGCUGGAGAAGGCCAUCCUCAAGAUCAUAACCGGCGAUCUCAGUAACUCCAAUCUUCUACUCCUGAAGAGUCUGAACUACAGUCUUGAGGAAGUCCUUGCCAUUCGUCAGCGAGAGCUGGGGAGGAAAUCCACGCUGGAGCCUCUGGAGAACGAGAAACAGAUUCUCGAGGGCUCCAAGGACAUCCUUCAGCCCGAGGACAAGCUCAAGGAGACCAUUGACUACGAUGCGUUCAACAGAAAAGCUGUCGAGGAUUACGAGAGCAUUGGGAAUAAGAUGGAGGAGUACACAACACCGGUGAAUUACGAUCUGAUAACACGAAGAAUUGGGGACAAUUCUAACGGUGGGUUUCAUGCUAAUUUCGAUCGAGCGAUGGAGCCCCACGUGGUCUUCAAAAUUCGGUACGAUGACUCGGAUAUUGACUCGAGCUCCAUUGAAAGGUCCAGAGAGUCUGGAUUGUCUGAGGGGAUGAAGAUCCUGGGGACUCUUUCGUCCUCAUCGAGACCUGAUGCCGAACCUCAAGUUCAAUCGAAUGUCGAAAUCUCAGCGAUUGAAGCGAAUGAAGCGAAUGAAGCGAAUGAAACUAAUGAAACGAAUGAAGCGAACAAAACUAAAGACAGUGGAUUCGAUAACAGUGGUACAAAUGAUUCUGUCAAAUCCUCCAAAAAGGUCAGCUUGUACGAGGGCCUGGAGUGGGUCGAGGAUGAUGUUUACCGUGUGAUACCAGAAGCCCUGAAUUAUGAACUCGGUAAUUACGAAGAGGAGAAUGAAACGAUGGAGGCGGAGUACCAGUCUGGGAAUUCGUCGAUCGAGAUGACCGAUGAUUACUUCGGAUAUCAGGAGGACAAGGAUCUCGAUAAUCGAACCAUCGGCAAUUUUACGGCUUAUCAGCAGCUGGCAGUUGCACAUCGCCGAGAAAGGAAUCAGUCAAUCGACAGUCAAGUACAGAACGCCAUCGAAGAAAUUAAAAUGAGGGUCCUGGCGAUGACGGGAAGAUUCAACCUCACGGCCAAUAACAAUCAAGUUCAAAGGGAGAAGUUGACUAUGUUCGCGCCAACAUGUGAAGCACCGAAAAAUACAGACCUCGAGACUUGGUCAGACCCGUUCUCCAUGAACAUGCAUUUCGAAAUGAAUCUGACAUCCAGUGACCACAUUGUCGCCGCUAGAUUGCGAAUCUACAAACUCCCCCAGGGGAACUCUACAUCUACAAGUGCUAGUUCUUCAGGACAUGAUGAUGAAGAAGAAGAGAAGAAGAUUAGAAUAUCCGUUUAUUAUUACACAAAGUCUCUGAAGAAACAUAGAUCUAAGAAACGUCUGAUGGACUCGGUGGUGACUCCCUUGACGCCUGGAGGUGGUCAUCUAGCUCUGGAUGUGAGGCAGGCUUUGAGAUUCUGGAGACAACCUCAUCCAAGCAACAAUCAUGGAAUCCUGGUGCAAGUUGAGGAUCAGGAUGGGAAACCCCUCAAGCCCGCUUUAUACGUUCAACAAGAUUCAUGUCAUGCCAAUGAUGAAGACACAGAUGAGAAGGCAUAUCAACGCGUCCCUGCAAUAUUCCUUCAAGCCUGUUCUCGUUACGUUCGAGUCGUGAAUGGUGAAGCUGUCACAUACGUCAACUGCAAAAAUCUCAGAAACUCUCAGCACUGACGAGGCAUCUGGAUUUUAUAAAUAUGUCUUCCAAGAGAAGAGGAAAAGUGACACAGGGUGCUCUCUACGUUAAACGUAGCGUGAGAAUUUUUACAGACUGUUUAAUCUUUACGUCUUUAAUCUUGAUGACAAAGGGACGAUUAUUUAAAUGUUUAGGGAUUAAGUUGAAUUUUAGGAGUGAGAAAAAAAAAUCUGGCUAGAUUCUAUUAUUAUUUCUAUGUAAAUAGUAUUCGAGAGAAUUUAACGUAGUGGUUGAUAAGUAUUGUUGAAGUGGGUGUAACUUAAGUAUUUUUUAUUUCAUCUUCCAUUAUUUUUUUAAUGACUGAAUCUGUAUUGCCAUGUAAUCUCAUGAACAUUAUUUGUCGGUCAUGCAGAUUUAUUUUAAGCAUUGUAUAUAAUGUAUAUUGUAUU